Molecule: messenger RNA, 588 nt
Organism: Microthlaspi erraticum
Lineage: Eukaryota; Viridiplantae; Streptophyta; Magnoliopsida; Brassicales; Brassicaceae
Source: the annotation of a GenBank genome assembly
AUGCAAAUUUGCUCCUGCUAUCCAGCCUCCGAGUCAGCAGCAGCAGCCGCGGCAAGCAGCGCAGAGGCGGUUCAAGUUUCAGUUCUGGUUCUGGCAGGGGUGGUUUGCCUGCGCAGGGUCAGAAGAGGAGCAGAGAGGAGACUUCUAGGGUUAGUCAGAUUCCUCGAGGUUCGUGUUACGGGUGUGGGAGCACGGAGCAUCGUGAUUCGAGUUGUCCCACGAGGGAGUCAGCACCGAGGGUGUGCUUACUACUGCAAGGAGCCUGGGCAUAUCAAGCCCAUGUGUCCUAAGUUGCGGAGUAUGUCGGUGGCUUUAGUUCAGCCAGUAGCGGCUCAGCCAGUGAGUCAGAUUGCAGCAGUGCAGCUGUUGGGUCAGAUUGCACCGGUGCCGCGGGGUUAUUCUUCGGUGGAGACAGGGGGGACUAGUCAGACCGGUUUUAUCUGUAAUAGAAUUGUGGAGGUUCUCAACGCAUUUGAAUGUGUAGGGACCUUGUUAGUGGGCGGUUUUGAGUCCUACGUUUGUCUGACUCGGAGCAUCGAAUUGCUUCAUUACACCGGAGCGUGCCGAGAAGAGUGGCAUCCGGAGUAG